Molecule: messenger RNA, 4036 nt
Organism: Rhincodon typus (whale shark)
Lineage: Eukaryota; Metazoa; Chordata; Chondrichthyes; Orectolobiformes; Rhincodontidae
Gene: depdc4
Product: DEP domain containing 4
Exons: 9
Coding region: 1644-3059 (471 amino acids)
Biological process (GO): intracellular signal transduction
Source: RefSeq, a predicted model, not a curated record
GUGCCUGCUGUGUGGUUCAAUUCCAUGAAGAAUUCUUGACCUCACCUGAUGUGUGGUGCCCCUCAGGUUAAACCACCACCAGUCAUUUACUAAUGAGAGAGCAGCCCUGUGGGACUAUGACAACUUUACCUUGCUUGCCUCAUUAAACAACCAAAGUUUAAAAAAAAGGAAAAAGUUAUAUAAUGAAUCAUAUGCUGCUACAGUCACUGCAGUGUACAAUGUUGACAUUGUGAAGCAGAUUUUCAGAUGUUUCGAGUCAAGGUGAAAUACAGUUCAGCCUAUCAAAGAAGCCCAUUAUUUUUGUAGCUUGUUAGCAUGCAAUACUUUACAGGAGGUUACAGGUGACAGAAACAAAAAAAUCAUUUGUCCAAGACCACAAACUUGUUUAUCUACAUUAACAAGCAGUCAGCCAGAGUAAUAUGAUUAUUGGUAUUAACAUACUUUCAACAAACUGCAUGAACUGUAAAAAAUGAACAAAUUCCAUUUGCACUUAAUACACUGGUAAGAUAAAGUAUCGUCUCAAUUGUCCUCAACCUAACAUCAGUACCUCUGAAUGUCUAUCACUAAUCUGUCUAAUAUCUUGGUAUUUGAUUGCUUCAGCCCAUUCGUAGGUUAUAAUGCAACGAUGCAGAAUGCAAUGUGGCACUGUAUCGAAUGCCUUCUGGAAGUGCACACACUCCACGUCAAUAGCAUUACCCCCACCACUAUUGUCUUUCUGUUACCUUUUAAAAAACUCCAUGUUAGUUAAACAAAAUUUCUCCUUUAGAUAUCUAUGCUGGCUUUCCUAAGCAACUUAUGUUUUUCCACUUUCUGGGGACACUCAGUCCAGACAAAUUGGCACCAUCUGUUGUGGGUUCAGGAGAGCUCAUACGUUCAUAACCCUCCGAUUGGUCCGGCUCCAGCUGCAGAGAAAAACUUCAUGCUGGCUGCAUCAAACUCCUCUCUGAAGUUUCUCUAAUUCUCUGUCGAAAGAUCAGGAAAUGACAUUCAGGGACACAAAGAAAUCAUCCUAAAAGGAAAAGCCAAAACCCUGAGUUUAGCUGAUCAAACAGCAAAGCCUGAUGAUAGCAUUGUCAUCAUAGAAUUGGAAGGAUUGCGAGAACCAUGCAUGUAGUUUUAUGAUGUGAACUGCUGUUACAGGUCUUUAUUUCCAUGAUUCCUUUUUCUUCUCCUGUAAUAUUUGUGUUUUCUGUUUCUCUGUGUCCGUAAGUUUAAAUGGGAUGAAGUUUAAGCAGUCUUGUCAUAAGUUAGCAAUUCAUUUUUUGCCAUUUGUUUAGAAAUUGCUUCGGUUACAAUGAAUCUUUUUUUUUAAUGACUAAAACCUGAUCUGUUUCUUUUAACCUGAAUCAGAUGGUCAGGUAAAUUGGAUUAUUUACUAUUUUAAUUAGAUUUUCAUAUUUGUGGCGACUCUGGAAACAGUGGGCAUUGAUAUCGGCGUACUCUCCCAAGCAAGCUGUGACCAAUACAGUCUGCUUUCACCAGUCAUGAAAUGAUCAUUUAAUUUGCCAAGAGGGUUUUUUGAUGCUAGCAGGGAGAUUGGACCAGGACAUUCAGAACCUUUUCAUGCAACACAGCUCUGGAACAGUAUUAUUCGUGCCCUCCAUACUCAGGUGGACCUGAGGCAGCAGAGACUGCAUUGGAGAAUGUACAGUGACUGUUUCACUGGUGCCGAUGCUGUUGAUGUGGUGCUGAGUUACCUCAUGCAAAACGUUUACUUCAGCAACAGUGAUAUUUCACGUUUGAAGGCAGCUCGCCUCUGCCAGGCUCUGAUGGAUCAUAGAGUGUUCUACCCUGUCAGUACAAGACUCUUCAGCAAAGAGCGGGAGAGUAUGUUUGAGGAUCGCAGCAGCAGUCUCUAUAAAUUUGUGGACAGCUACACGUUGCCAGGAGCUGGAAAAGACCAGGAAAUGGAGAGUCUGGUGCCGAAAAGGAAAUUUCAUAAACCAGUCAAACUUGCUUUUUCGAAUCCUGUUGCUUUGGAAGCUUGUGAUAAAAGAUUUGAAGAGCUUUUUCACACUAUCAACCUCCGUCCAUCAUUACCGCCAAACCUAAAAGUAAUAAGCUUAACCAACCAUCUGACCAAAAAAGUUGUAGAGGAUGUUUGGAAGCAAACAACUUUAUUGCAGCUGCUACAUUUAAUUCACCUUCCCAUCUUGGACAACAUCCUGGAAUCUCCAGUGAAAGCAAAACGAAGACGACUAGUUCAGUUCAAUCAGAAAAUUGACCUUAUUAUCUCCAACACGUUCCUGGAUCGCGAGGUUUCUAAGAGCCUAAAUCUGCCCUAUACUGAUGAGUGGUUCUCAGUUGCAGUCGAUUGCCUGGAAUAUUUCCCAGAUGAGGUGAUUGUGCACACGAGUGAACUGUUAUCUCAGAUCGCGAAUGACAGGGAGGCUGCAGAAAAGUACAAAAAAGUGCUGUUUGAAACUAUAGUGAGGCACUAUAGUCAGAACAAGGAGCCACUUCUCUGUGAUCGAUAUCGUGACAUAUAUGCAGGGAUCGUUGAACUUCUCGAAAAUGGUAAGACUGGACAAGCUUUGGAAGCCGCACAACUUGGCGUUCGGUUGUUGGAGCCUAACUGGAGAGAGGAGCUGCACAGAUUGCUGUCCUUCAUGGCUGUUGCUGCAACCCCAGACGCCUGCAUACUGCAGAAACAGAACACCAACAGAACUGUAAUAAGGAAAACAUUUACCAAAGCUAUUGUACAAAGCAAAUCUCUAACAAAAGUACAGGCUGAAGAACUGGUCAUUUUCCUAAUGGAUAACCGCACCGAGCUCUUCAAGAUCCCUGGUUCUCUGCUUCGGAUGGUCAGGAAGAAGCUUCUUUUCCUUCAGAAAGGAGGGGAUCCCACUGCUUCCUCAGGUUUUACAUUCUGCCAGAAUGUAACACAGAAGGAGUUUGAGGAGCAGAAAGGCAAGACCACCAUGGACCAACUUAAGCAGUUAGUCCAAGAGAUCAGUCAAAACUCCAACAUAUCUGCCAAAGAGGGAAACAGACUGCUUCAGGAGUUCCAGAAGCAACAUCCUUCAGUGUUUGUUCAACACUACUCAAAUAUCAUUUAGGAGGAGAAUAUCAGUGAGAUUAUUGCUGUUUGUUUAGAAAAGAUAGCGUUUUGAAUGAAUGCAAGCACUUUGUUGACCAGGCCAUUUGGCACCUGCGACAAGUGAUUCUUCUAAUCAUCUGGCUCAGAGGUUAUUAUGCAUCUCUGGAGCAUGUGGGUCUUGAACCCUAGCUGCCUCAUCUAGGGAUGGGGACACUACCACUGCACCACGAGAGCAAAAAUAUUUUUAUUUGAUUACAAAAAUCUUGGCUUAUGAUUUUCUCCAUUCAAUUAUGAUUAACGUUGAUUUGCACUAAAUGUAAUAACUAAAAGUCUCAGUUUGUCUUUGUUGCAACGUUUCAUUUUAUGCUACUGUUGUGUUGUGUCCUAGGUUUUGCAGGGGGAACAAUUGUUCACCUUUUUUAUACCUGAGCUGAGACACAUCAGGCUGCUCUUCUGAGUUUGCACUACCAUCUGGGAGGCUCAUCUGCUGGCUGCAUUGAUUUCUGGCUGGGCAGUUAACUUAUGGGGUUCUGUGCCAGCGGUGUGAACAUAUUAUUGCCCCUCUCCUGUCAAAUGAAUCUCUGGCCAGUACAGGGAAAUGAAAGGCAAGAAACAUUUUCGGUGAACCAUGAAGCGAGUUCUUAUAAUGAUCUAGUGGGCUUUGGUUGAAGCUGGCCACCUGGAUUGUAUGGUCUAACUUGCUGUAGAUUCUUGGCAUUUCCUCUUCAUUUAAGCUUCAUAUCUACAAAAUUCUCAAACAAAUGGGAUGAGAGUGUGAUUGCAAAAUGCUGAUAGAAUGCAAAGAGUUGAAAUGUGCCCAGUUCAUCAGCAUCAAGUGCCUUCUAGAUAGCUGCAUGUGAUAUAAAUAAUUAACACUAAUAUUACUGUAGGAAAUUCUAAAUUACUGAAUAAGCUUAAUUGUGGAACAGAUUUUUUUAUAUUUGAUAUCUCAGCCUUUUUUCCAGUUUGGAUAAAUAAAACUGAAUUAAUCAGAAA